CAUUGCAAUUAGCUGGGAUCUGCCUGUGUAGAAGAUCAGAAUCAGCUGGGACCCAGUGACCUGUCACCCUGUAAUCAGCCCUUGUCACACAGCCCAGCUUGCUGCUAUGUCCUGUCAUGGAGACCUGUGUGCAGAGCUUCUGCAGAAGAUCCCAUCCCAUGACUUCCAAUCCUGCAUCCCCACCUACCUUUAAUCUAUAGUUACAUUUGUGCAGCUUUCAUCCUAUUAUAGUGAUCCUAAUCAAUGCAUAUACCCAGGCUGCAGGCAAGCCUUCAGAAAUUGGAUUAUAGUCAUUAAUUGCAUUGCUUUUCCUCUCAAGUACAUUGAAUUUCAUGUAUUUUUUCCAGUGAUCAAGGCAAACAGCUCCAUUGUGGGGCAGCUCCAUCAAAGCUUUGCAAACCAGAGAGAAUGUGUGUCCCCUGGGGAGCAUCCUUUGGUAAUGUAAACCAAUUACUGCCUGCUGAUGACACACAGAACAAGCCAUUCACUGAGAUCCUGUUAUUUAGUGGGCAUGCUUGAUAGAUCAUUUUUUUUCUCCCCAGUCUGCUCAUUUAGAUAUUUGGCCAGGGGGGAAGCUGGGCUGAGCUUCCUGCAUCAGUUUUAUGACCCAUCAUAUCCUCACUGAAAGGGUUGGACCAGUCUGUAAGUUCCUAUCAGCUGUGUCACACCGCAGGGUCCUCUGUGGUUCAUGCACAGUGCAUCACUGAAGGAGAUAGAGGACAUAAUUUGCUCCAUAUGGAUCUAACCUGAACCAGAUAGUGGAUCACUUGUAACUACCUAAUCUAUAGGUCUAUUUUUUAUUUCUUCUUGCCUUGAAAGCAUUGCUAUGGGACUAUAGAGUGGAUUAUUAUUGUUAUUUGUAGGCACAUGCAGAGAGAUUAGCUGCAAGUCAUUGCUGGUUAUUUGGACUUAUUUGAUUACUUUACUGUGGAGUGUGGGUCACACCGCUUGACAUAAAUGUGCAAACUUAAAACAUUAAAUAUGUUUUUUGGCUUAUAAAGCUGUUGAUAUUGCAGUGCCAGAUUUUGGUCUAGAGAUGCCAGUACACAUGCAGUGAUUUUAUACCCUUCUGUUUGCCCGGUUGGCAUGCACUGAGGAUUACAGGCUGCAGGAUGCCCAACAUCAAUGGCUUCAUGGAAGACCCCAGACCAAAUAUGGGGGACAUUAUUAGGACACUGAUGAUCCUGGAAAAGGGCACAGUGCUAACCUUGUACUAUCAAAAAAAGUCUCAGCGGCCAGAGAGGAGGACUUUCCAAGUGAGGAUGGACACUAGACAGGUCAUCUGGUUUAGAAGUCCAGAGAAGGUGGAAGGGGACAUUGAUAUGCGAGAGAUCAAGGAGAUACGGCCUGGCAAGAACUCGCGGGAUUUCGAGCGGUACCCAGAAGAUGCGCGGAAGUUGGACGCCUCUCUCUGCUUCAUUAUUCUGUACGGGGCUGACUUCAGGUUAAAGACUGUCAGUGUUGCAGCUUUCAGUGAGGACGAGAUUAGUCUGUGGAUAACUGGUCUGACCUGGGUUGUGUCAGACACACAGAAGGCCCCCAGCCCCCUGCAGAUGGAGAGAUGGCUGCACAAGCAGUUUGACACAAUGAACCGAACGCGAGAUGGAUGCAUCACCAUGAAGGAUCUGAAAGCUCUGCUUCCUCAGAUUAAUUACAGAGUGCCCAACAUGAAGUUCCUACGUGACAAACUGCCGGAAAUCGAGGCCAGAUCAGAGCUGAGCUUCCUGCAUUUUGUUCUCUUCUACAAGAAUCUGAUGUUUGAGGCCCAGAAAUCGAUCAUAGAGCAGCUGGAGUUGUCCUUCCCUUUGCGGAAUGUGGAUAGAGCAUCCCUUUGCCAGAUCUCAGUGUUUGACUUCCAGAGGUUCCUGCAAUAUGAUCAGAAGGAAUUGUGGGCAAAUGACAUCAAUAAAGUUAGAGAAUAUCUGUGCAACUACCUGAAGAACACUGACACGUCUGAGCCGCUCUUACAGCUGGAGGAGUUCCUGACCUACCUAUUCUCCAGAAACAUGAUAAUGGACUCCAAAUAUGAGCGUGUGGUGGCGGAGGAUAUGAACUGUCCCUUAUCUCAGUACUGGAUCUCAUCUUCGCACAAUACGUACCUGACAGGAGAUCAGUUCUCCAGUGAGUCUUCAUUAGAGGCUUAUGCUCACUGUCUCCGCAUGGGGUGCCGCUGUGUAGAGUUGGAUUGCUGGGAUGGACCUGAUGACUUACCCAUUAUCUAUCACGGACACACGCUGACCUCUAAGAUCAAGUUCCUAGAUGUCCUGUACACUAUCAAGGAGAACGCCUUUGUAACAUCAGAAUACCCCGUUAUCCUUUCUAUCGAGGAUCACUGCAGUGUGGUCCAACAGAGGAACAUGGCGCACUACUUCAAAAAAGUGUUUGGAGACAUGUUGCUAACGAAACCAGUGGAUAUUAAUGCAGAUGAGCUUCCCUCUCCAGCACAGCUCAAGAAAAAGAUCCUUAUUAAGCAUAAGAAGUUAGUUGAGGGGAACCUUUAUGAAGAAGUUUGUACAGCCAGCUACUCCGAGAACGACAUCAGUAACUCACUCAAGAAUGGCAUUCUCUACCUGGAAGACCCCAUAGAUCAUACUUGGAGCCCACACUACUUUGUAUUAACAAGCAACAAAAUCUAUUACUCUGAAGAGACAUCGCAAUACGAGUUGAAUGAGGAUGAGGAAGUGGCUGAACCAAAAGAGGAGUUUAAUAACAAUGAGUUGCACUUUAGUGAAAAGUGGUUUCAUGGGAAGUUGGGGGGAGGGCGUGACGGACGUCAUAUAGCGGAGAAGCUUCUACACGAAUACUGCACGGAAACGGGAGGAAAGGAUGGGACGUUCCUAGUGCGGGAGAGUGAGACGUUUGUAGGAGACUACACCCUGUCAUUCUGGCGCUCCACAAGGGUCCAGCAUUGUCGCAUCCACUCUCGGCAAGAGGCCGGUACCACCAAAUUCUACCUGACCGACAAUCUGGUGUUUGACAGCCUGUAUGGCCUGAUUUGCCACUACUGCGAGGUGCCACUGCGAUGCAAUGAAUUUGAGAUGCGGCUCACCGACCCUGUGCCUCAACCUAAUGCGCAUGAGAGCAAAGAGUGGUAUCAUGCCAACCUUACCCGCCUGCAAGCUGAGCAAAUGCUGAUGAGGGUUCCCAGAGACGGAGCGUUCCUGGUGCGCAAGAGGAGUGAGCCAAACUCCUACGCCAUUUCUUUCAGGGCCGAGGGCAAGAUCAAACACUGCCAGAUCCAGCAGGAGGGACGUCACUUUAUGCUGGGGACUUCCGCAGAGUUUGAGAGUCUCUUGGAUCUUGUCAACUACUACGAGAAGCACCCUCUGUACCGCAAGAUGAGGCUGCGUUACCCUAUCAAUGAAGAGGCGCUGGAGAGGAUUGGCACAGCUGAAUUAGAUUAUGGGGCCCUUUAUGAGCUCCGAUCACCGGACCUUUAUGUGGAAGCCAAUAAGAUGCCAACAGCGAGGUAUAUGGUGAAGGCGCUGUACGACUAUAAGGCGCAGCGAGAGGACGAGCUGUCAUUCUGCAAACAGGCCAUUAUACACAAUGUGGACAAACAAGAUGGAGGCUGGUGGCGCGGAGACUAUGGUGGCAAAAAGCAGCUGUGGUUCCCUGCAAAUUAUGUAGAAGAGAUGAGCAACAUCAUGGUACAGGAUCAGGACGAGGCGUCUGCUGAGAACAGUCCCUUGGGGAACUUCCUAAAAGGAUAUAUAGAUGUACCGUCAUGUCAUAUAGUGCUAUGUAAAGAAGGAAGGAAUUCCAGGCCAUUUGUAUUCACUAUCCACUCGCAACAAAUGUCACAUCCAUCCCAGUCUCUGGAUGUGGCUGCUGACUCUCAUGAGGAACUCAACGACUGGAUCAUCAAAAUCCGAGAAGCUACGCAGAACGCAGACGCUAGGAUGCAAGAAGGGAAGAUAAUGGAACGAAGGAAGAAGAUCGCCCUAGAGCUGUCAGAGCUGGUCGUGUAUUGUCGCCCGGUACCUUUUGACGAGGAAAAAAUUGGAACAGAAAAAGCUUGUCACAGAGACAUGUCAUCGUUCCCUGAGACCAAGGCUGAGAAGUACGCAAACCGUAGCAAAGGAAAGAAAUUCCUUCAGUACAACCGGCGCCAGCUGAGCAGAGUCUACCCCAAAGGGCAGCGUCUGGACUCCUCCAACUAUGACCCACUGCCCAUGUGGAUCUGCGGCAGCCAGCUAGUGGCACUGAACUUUCAAACACCAGACAAACCAAUGCAGCUGAACCAGGCCCUCUUCAUGUUGGGGGGGCAGAGCGGCUACGUCCUGCAGCCGGACAUCAUGAGAGAUGAACUUUUUGACCCAUUUGACAAGAACAGCCUGAAAGUAGUGGAGCCAAUCACAGUGCAGCUACAGAUCCUGGGGGCCCGUCACCUUCCAAAGAACGGCCGAAGCAUUGUGUGCCCAUUUGUGGAAGUGGAAGUUUGUGGUUCUGAAUUUGACAACAGUAAAAACAAGAGCGAUGUUGUGGCGGAUAACGGUUUGAAUCCCGUGUGGACGAUGAAGCAGUUUGUAUUUGACAUCAACAACCCAGAACUCGCCUUCCUGCGGUUUGUGGUGUACGAGGAGGAUAUGUUCAGUGACCCCAACUUCCUGGCGCAAGCCACCUAUCCAAUCAAAGGUCUAAAAACAGGUUACCGGUCUGUGCCUCUGAAGAACAGCUACAGCGAAGAGCUGGAGCUUGCGGCACUGCUAGUGCACAUAGAGAUUGUAAAUGCCAAGGAAGAAGAUGAGGAGAACCUGUACAGCUCAAUCCAACAGCUGAGGGACAAAGCAAGUGAACUCUCCAGCCAAGUGUCAAGCUACGAGCGGGCAAAUAACUGUGACUCUCGAUACCAGCAGCGCCUGGAUGAACUACGGGCAGCACAGGAAUGUCUGAUGGAACUCACUGAAGUGCGCAAUAGAAAAUUGAUGGAGAAAAAAAAGAGAGACAGAAUGUUGGCUAACAAGAGGAACUAAGGCGUAGCUCCAGCGGCUCCCCGGAUCUUCCCUCCCCGCUUCCAGCACUCAAUACCUCUGCGCUGAAAUAAAAAGAAUCUACAAAGCACUGGAAAAAAGAAAUGAUUCUUUAUGCAACAGUACAGUGUGAGGGCUAUGGAGAUGAAAUGGCAAGCGCUUCAUUUUCAGUUGUACAUACAGAAAAAUCAGUUUGCACAGAUACCAAGAGCCAUUGUUACUUCUACAGCUAGUGCUCAUAUUCCUGAUAUCACAUCUUUUGUUGCACAUUUUAUCCUUUAUACGGUUAAAUCCUCUGGUUUAACGUUGCACAGCUCUUAAAGUUAUAUUUUAAUAAAUACAGGAAUAGAAUAUAUAUAUUUAAUUAUUGUACAAGAUAGGUUGUUAGUCGUUUCAUGAAUGAGUGCUUUCUAUAUAUAUUUAAACCUUAUUUUCAGAGUAGACCUGCACUACAAACCCUGGUUGGAGGAGGAUAUCCCACUACUCCCUGCAUCACAUAUGGUGCAGGGUCCUACUGUGAUGUUUCCUGCUUGAGUAUUGAAUUAAAGGGACAUUAUAAACAAAUAUUGUUUUUUCCAUAUGAAAGAGCAGCAUAGCAAAAUUACGUAAAAACUGUAAAUUAUCUUGGAACUAAUACAGCUGUAGCAGUUGUACUUUCUACUAAUGCGCAUUGAUUGAUAGGCACUUCCGGUUGCUGCUCAUUGGCUAAUAGGCACUUCCAGUCACUGCUCAUUGGCUAAUAGGCACUUCCGGUUACUGCUCAUUGGCUAAUAGGCACUUCCGGUUACUGCUCAUUGGCUCAAAGGCACUUCCUGUUACUGCUCAUUGGCUGAAAGGCACUUCCGUUUGCUGCUCAUUGGCUAAUAGGCACUUCCAGUUACUGCUCAUUGGCUAAUAGGCACUUCCGGUUACUGCUCAUUGGCUAAUAGGCACUUCCGGUUACUGCCCAUUGGCUAAUAGGCACUUCCGGUUACUGCUCAUUGGCUAAUAGGCACUUCCGGUUACUGCUCAUUGGCUAAUAGACCCUUCCGGUUGCUGCUCAUUGGCUAUUAGGCACUUCCGGUUACUGCUCAUUGGCUGAAAGGCACUUCCGGCUGCUGCUCAUUGGCUAAUAGGUACUUCCAGUUACUGCUUAUUGGCUAAUAGGCACUUUCAGUUACUGCUCAUUGGCUAAUAGGCACUUCCGGUUACUGCUCAUUGGCUAAUAGGCACUUUCGGUCACUGCUUAUUGGCUAAUAGGCACUUUCAGUUAUUGCUCAUUGGCUAGUAGGCACUUUCGAUUAUUGCUCAUUGGCUAAUAGGCACUUCCGGUUAUUGCUCAUUGGCUAAUAGGCACUUCAAGUUACUGCUCAUUCGCUAAUAGGCACUUCCGGUUAUUGCUCAUUGGCUAAUAGGCACUUCCGGUUACUGCUCAUUGGCUAAUAGGCACUUCCAGUAACUGCUCAUUGGCUAAUAGGCACUUCCAGUUACUGCUCAUUGGCUAAUAGGCACUUCCGGUUAUUGCUCAUUGGCUAAUAAGCACUUCCAGUUACUGCUCAUUGGCUAAUAGGCACUUCCGGUUACUGCUCAUUGGCUAAUAGGCACUUCCGGUUACUGCUCAUUGGCUAAUAAACACUUCCGGUUACUGCUCAUUGGCUGAUAGGCACUUCCAGUUACUGCUCAUUGGCUGAUAGGCACUUCCAGUUACUGCUCAUUGGCUAAUAGGCACUUCCAGUUACUGCUCAUUGGCUAAUAGGCACUUCCGGUUACUGCAUAUGGGCUAAUAGACACUUCCGGUUACUGCUCAUUGGCUGAUAGGCACUUCCGGGUACUGCUCAUUGGCUGAAAGGCACUUCCGGUUACUACUUACUGGCUAAUAGGCACUUUCGGUUAUUGCUCAUUGGCUAAUAGGCACUUCCGGUUACUGCUCAUUGGCUAAUAGGCACUUCCGGUUACUGCUUAUUGGCUAAUAGGCACUUUCGGUUUUUGCUCAUUGGCUAAUAGGCACUUCCGGUUACUGCUCAUUGGCUAAUAGGCACUUCCGGUUAUUGCUCAUUGGCUAAUAGGCACUUCCGGUUACUGCUCAUUGGCUAAUAGGCACUUUCGGUUAUUGCUCAUUGGCUAAUAGGCACUUCCGGUUACUGCUCAUUGGCUAAUAGGCACUUUCGGUUAUUGCUCAUUGGCUAAUAGGCACUUCCGGUUACUGCUCAUUGGCUAAUAGGCACUUCCGGUUACUGCUUAUUGGCUAAUAGGCACUUCCGGUUACUGCUCAUCGGCUAAUAGGCACUUCCGGUUACUGCUCAUUGGCUAAUAGGCACUUCCGGUUACUGCUCAUUGGCACUUCCAGUUACUGCUCAUUGGCUAAUAGGCACUUCCGGUUAUUGCUCAUUGGCUAAUAGGCACUUCCAGUUACUGCUUAUUGGCUGAUAGCUACUUGCAGCUACAGCACUCUGAGUACUUGUAACCCAGUGAUUAUUAGUAAGAAGUGCACAGCUGAGCUUUUACUUCAUAUGUAUAUGUUUAAAUGCUGCUUUUCAGAUGGAUGACAGUUUUAGAGUAGAGUAUCCCUUUCAAAUGCAUUGCUUAGUUUAUCAUUAAAACAUUCAUGCCCAAUAGCAAUGAGACACUGACUUGAAUCACUUUAGUGUUCCUGGCAGUGCUCUAGUGUUCCUGGCAGUGCUCUAGUAUUCCUGGCAGUGCUAUAGUGUUCCUGGCAGUGCUCUAGUGUUCCUGGCAGUGCUCUAGUAUUCCUGUAAGUGCUCUAGUGUUCCUGGCAGUGCUCUAGUGUUCCUGGCAGUGCUCUAGUAUUCCUGUAAGUGCUCUAGUGUUCCUGGCAGUGCUCUAGUGUUCCUGGCAGUGCUCUAGUGUUCCUGGUAGUGGGUUAAUAUUCCUGGCAGUGCUCUUGUGUUCCUGGCAGUGCUCUAGUGUUCCUGGCAGUGCUCUAAUGUUCCUGGUAUUGGGCUAGUAUUCCUGGCAGUGCUCUUGUGUUCCUGGCAGUGCUCUAGUGUUCCUGGCAGUGCUCUAGUAUUCCUGUAAGUGCUCUAGUGUUCCUGGCAGUGCUCUAGUGUUCCUGGUAGUGGGCUAGUAUUCCUGGCAGUGCUCUUGUGUUCCUGGCAGUGCUCUAGUGUUCCUGGCAGUGCUCUAGUAUUCCUGUAAGUGCUCUAGUGUUCCUGGCAGUGCUCUAGUGUUCCUGGUAGUGGGCUAGUAUUCCUGGCAGUGCUCUUGUGUUCCUGGCAGUGCUCUUGUGUUCCUGACAGUGCUAUUGUGUUCCUGGCAGUGCUCUAGUGUUCCUGGUAGUGGGCUAGGGUUCCUGGUAGUGGGAUAGUAUUCCUGCCAGUGCUCUUGUGCUUCUGGCAGUGCUCUUGUGUUCCUGGCAGUGCUCUAGUAUUCCUGGCAGUGUUCUAGUGUUCCUGGUAGUGGGCUAGUAUUCCUGGCAGUGCUCUAGUAUUCCUUUUAGUGGGCUAGUAUUUCUGGCAGUGCUCUUGUGUUCCUGGCAGUGCUCUAGUGUUCCUGGCAGUGCUCUAGUGUUCCAGUCAGUGCUCUAGUGUUCUUGGUAGUGGGCUAGUAUUCCUGACAGUGCUCUAGUAUUCCUUUUAGUGUGCUAGUAUUCCUGGCAGUGCUCUUGUGUUCCUGGCAGUGCUCUUGUGUUCCUGGCAGUGGUCUAGUGUUCCUGGCAGUGGUCUAGUGUUCCUGGCAGUGGUCUAGAAUUCAUGGCAGUGCUCUAGUAUUCCUGGCAGUGGGCUAGUAUUCCUGUCAGUGCUAUAGUGUUCCUGGCAGUGCGCUAGUGUUCCUGGCAGUGGGCUAGAAUCCAUGGCAAUGCUCUAGUGUUCCUGGUUGUGGGCUAGUAUUCCUGGCAGUGCACUAGUGUCCCUAGAAGUGCUCUAGUGAUCAUGGUAGUGGAAUAUAAUUCCUGGCAGUGCUCUAGUAUUCCUGUAAGUGCUCUAGUGUUCCUGGCAGUGCUCUAGUGUUCCUGGUAGUGGGCUAGUAUUCCUGGCAGUGCUCUUGUGUUCCUGGCAGUGCUCUUGUGUUCCUGGCAGUGCUCUAGUGUUCCUGGUAGUGGGCUAGGGUUCCUGGUAGUGGGAUAGUAUUCCUGCCAGUGCUCUUGUGUUUCUGGCAGUGCUCUUGUGUUCCUGGCAGUGCUCUAGUAUUCCUGGCAGUGUUCUAGUGUUCCUGGUAGUGGGCUAGUAUUCCUGGCAGUGCUCUAGUAUUCCUUUUAGUGGGCUAGUAUUUCUGGCAGUGCUCUUGUGUUCCUGGCAGUGCUCUAGUGUUCCUGGCAGUGCUCUAGUGUUCCAGGCAGUGCUCUAGUGUUCCUGGUAGUGGGCUAGUAUUCCUGACAGUGCUCUAGUAUUCCUUUUAGUGUGCUAGUAUUCCUGGCAGUGCUCUUGUGUUCCUGGCAGUGCUCUUGUGUUCCUGGCAGUGGUCUAGUGUUCCUGGCAGUGGUCUAGAAUUCAUGGCAGUGCUCUAGUAUUCCUGGCAGUGGGCUAGUAUUCCUGUCAGUGCUAUAGUGUUCCUGGCAGUGCGCUAGUGUUCCUGGCAGUGGGCUAGAAUCCAUGGCAAUGCUCUAGUGUUCCUGGUUGUGGGCUAGUAUUCCUGGCAGUGCACUAGUGUCCCUAGAAGUGCUCUAGUGAUCCUGGUAGUGGAAUAUAAUUCCUGGCAGUGAUCUAUGUUCCUGGCAGUUCGCUAGUGUUUCUAAAAGUGCUCUAGUGUUCCUGGCAGUGAUCUAGUGUUCCUGGAAGUAUUUCUGUCCAGCCAUGGUCCUGUCACUGGUGGCAAAGACAGGAAUCUUGUGUAUAUAUGCAUAUCCUGCACUCCCUGCUGGCUUGUCUCCUUCCAUCUGAAAUACAAAAUGUGCAACUUUUGGCCGCCCUGAUCAACAACUACAUUUUUAUUCAGUUUUAGACCGUGACAGAUGUGCAUGAGCAAGUAAUACAGAGCAAGCAGGCACGGCUGAGGAAGGGAGUUGUGCAUAGUUAUAGAAAAAAUCUUAUCUCAACUGUUUAAGUUUUACCGCUGCUCUGCUAUGAAUUCAGCACUCUGCUCUGCCAGGACCCCCUACAAUUGUAUUUUAUGUUGCCUUAGUUAGUGGGCCCUUUUAAGAACCUUACUUACUUAGCUGGACAGAUAGCUCAGCAUGCUAAUGCACUGUGGCUGAGCUCUGUAGCAACCUAAGGAUUGCAGGUUCGAUCCCCGGCAAGGUCAACUCAGCCUUUCAUCCUUCCGAGAUCAAUAAAAUGAGCAGCGCCUUGAGACCCUUAUGGGUGAUUAUCCGCGCUUUACAAGUACCCAAUACAUACAUGCACAUUACCAUGUAAAUAUGAGAAGAAACGCUCAGUCAGCUUUGAUCUAUUUUACCAAACCAAGUAUGAAACACCUAAUUCUCCUAGGUUUAUGGCCUCUGUCACCUAUUAAUGCAAUAAAACAAAUGGUAAAUAAAUCACAUGGAGGGCACAAAAAUACAAAUGCCAGGCGCAUAUUAAAUGAAUAAUUAAUCUUUUGAGGUGAUUAUUUGAUAAAAUGUUGAGCAAUAGACUUUAGAACUAAAGUACGCAUAUUUAUUUUUACACAAGGUAAACCAGCAGGUCUAGUGCGAUUCUAGAGCACACAUGACGAUGGACACUAUCUAAAGCCUGCCGCUGACACACUUAGGAGCAAGUAUUGUGUCAUACACAUAGGUAGUAAGUUGUCACAUGGCUAGGAAUCUACUGUAGCAAAGGUGCUGUUGCCACAAGUUUUCUGUGGAUAUAAUGUGUCAAUGUCACAACGAGUCAACCAUUAGCCUCUUGGAUAGCAGAAUAAAAAUAUAUAAUGCGUAACCCCAGACACUACUUUAUUUUCAUCCUGUUUUUUGCUCCACACGUGGCCGCCAUUCCUCUCGUUUGUUCCUUUCCUUACAUUUGUCCUCUAUCUCUCUUAUUCUCUUUACUGCCCCUUCCAUCUUAUUCUGCCCUGCUGACUUGUGUCCUUCCAUCUUACUCUACCCCUGUUAAUAUGUCCCUUUAUCUCUGCACUUCAUCCCUAUUAAUGUCACUAUUGCCUUCUUUCGGACAUCUCAAUUGUCUGCUCCCAUUUUCUGCUUCAAACUAUCCUGCUAGCUCACCUCAAUCCUGCUAGCUCACCUCCAUCCUCAUAGCUCAUCUCCGACCUGCUAACUCACCACCGACCUGCUAACUCACCACCAACCUACUAGCUCACCUCCAUUCUGCUAGCUCACCACCAUCCUACUAGUUCACCUCCAUCCUUCUACCUUACCACCAUCCUACUAGCUCACCUCCAUCCUGCUAGCUCACCACCAUCCUACUAGCUCACCUCCAUUCUGCUAGCUCACCUCCAUCCUUCUAACUCACCACCAUCCCACUAGCUCACCCCCAUCCUACUAACUCCCGUCCAUUCUGCUAGCUCACCUCCAUCCUUCUAACUCACCACCAUCCCACUAGCUCACCCCCAUCCUACUAACUCCCGUCCAUUCUGCUAGCUCACCUCCAUCCUUCUAGCUCACCACCAUCUUGCUAGCUCACCUCUAUCCUGCUAGCUCACCUCCAUCCUGCUAGCUCACCUCCAUCCUAUAUGGAUAAAUCAGUUGACAUAUUAGCAGGAUGGUCAGGGUUACUUGGAGCUGAUGUAUCUAAUCAUAACUUUGGUGCCCUAAGACAUGGAAUGCUUAGUGACCUACAGUCAACAGGAUGUGGAGAGUAGUUGGGAUCUCUAGGGAGAUUGUGGUUAUGCCCUUGUAGUAAGCCAGGUGGGAUUCUUCCUCUGUGGUGCACUAAUAAAUGUGGCUCACAAAUUCAUUCAUGACCCCUUAUGGCCUUGUAGGAGAUGCCAGUGUCUUGGUGCACUACUGUCAGGUACACGUAUAUGGUGUCGCUUUCUUUCCUUCUUCUUGAUAUUCUUCUUCUGGGUCUUUGUUACAGUUUUGUAUGAGCCUUUCUUUAUUAAUGGCUUGGCAGGUUUAGGCAUCAUUGCUGACUAAGCUCUUCUUAGCAAAAAAGUACUAUUAACCAGUCUACAUUGAAAAUCUUUAGUCCAUUGUCAAAGUUGCAGCCACAAUGCUAGGAUAGCGUUAACUCUCAUUGACCCUGCUUCUAACUACUCUUAUGAUGCCAAUUACCUGACACCAAAAUGGUGGACAUCCGCAUUUUGCAGAUGUGUGUCAUGGGCAGUGGUAUCUUGGUAUAGUCUAGGUGUCCGCCCAUCACAUUCUGACCCAAAAACUCAAGUAUAUGAAAACAAUUGUAAUGGUUGGAUUCAGAUCUAUGGCAAACAGUUUACCUGUGACCACAGUUAUUUCCUGAAUAGUUUUUCAAAGGAAAUAUUUAUUAAUCUGUAUAUUUGGUAUAAUUUCAUUUACUAUGAUAGGUUGUAUCAAACUGAAGAGAAUUACAUACGGGACAAAUCCAUAUCUCUGGGGCUGCUAAAUAGGCCAGACUUUCCUAAUAAACCAAGACCCAUCAAUUAGAUCUGAUCAUUCUGAAAAUAUAACCAUAUCUGGGCCUGUUUGCUGCCUUAGUGUAUUAGACAAGUCCUGGGUGCCAGUACUUAACUCUUAUAGAUUUGCCUCCUUACAAAAUGAAUCCCUGGCUCCUAAUAAAAAAAAUGUACAGCCGCCAUUUUGCAUUCUAGGUGGCUACUACGUUUCAGAUAAAUUUGGCAACUGCUUGGUUGGGACAUAAGUAAAAUGAAGUUUUCUUACUGUAAAACUAUAACUAUGGAGUUGGCUCAAAACACCAAGCUAAAUCAACAACAAAGAUAUGCCAGAUGCAGCCUAUAUUCCAUCCCCUAAAUACAGUUAAAGCGAUAUGAAAGAAAAAAAAUUGUGAUAGAGAUAGAACAUACAACUUUUAAAAAUUGUUUACAAUUUAUUUCUAUUAUCAAAUUUGCUUAAUUCCCAUGAUAUUCUGUGCUAAAGAGAUACCUAGGUAGCAUCUAGUGCACUAUAUGGCAGGAAAUAGUGCUGCCAUCUAGUGGUCUUGCAAAUGGAUAACAUUCUUGCAAAACUGCUGCCAUAUAGUGCUCCAGAAAUGGGCCAGCUCCUAAGCACGUCUCUGCUUUUCAACAAAAAAUUCCAAGAGAACGAAGAAACAUAAUUGAAUUAAAAAAGGAAGUUGUUUAAAAUUGCAUGUUCUAUCUGAAACACAAAAUAAAUAAUGUUAUGUUUCAUAUCCCUUUAAGUACUUUAAAGCAGAAUUUAAAACUGGCUACACAUUGUCCCAAACUAUCUUUUUUUCCCCCUAAAAUGAACCAUUUUUUAGAUAUUUACCUUUUUAUUGCCUGGUGCAAUGUUACUGCAGAGCAAGAUCACAAGUACAUGAAUAACGUUUUGGAAGUCAUUAAAACAAAUGACCCAAACACAAUACACAGCAGCGUAUUAAAAACUAACUAGCACUAUGCAGUUUCCAGUUCUAUUAGGCUUACUAUUUCAUGUACAAAAACUUAGUAUUAGGAUAUUGAUCAGUUCUGCUAAUUAAGCCCACAUAUCUUGUGAUGUCAGUGUUUUAUAUUGCAUGUGCCAGAGAGCUAUUAAACAGGGGUAAUUGUAUUGUUCAUCAUUAGUGUUGCAGAUCAGAUAUGAGCUAUUGAUAGACAGGUUAGGGCAAAGCCAUUGAACCCGACCAAAUCACAGACCUUAAAGGGCAAGGUACAGAACUUCUGCUGUUAGUCAAUCACACAGAUACAUGGCGUUUAUGCCUGGAGUGCCUUAAUAAUUUAACCCUUUGGACCACAGCACAUUGCAGUGCAAUGUUUACAAUCCUCUCUAGCAACCAAAGGGUUAAGAGCCGGCUAUUAAAAGCCACAGAGUCAUUAUUGUAAACACUGGAGUGCCUUAUGGCUAAUGAAGGAUAGUAAGCGAGUGAGGACCAGGAUUAUUUAUCAGAGUUUAACUUGUGCUGUGUUACAGACUAUUGUAUGCAUCAAAGGAAAUACUCAAAUGUUUUAACCGGGAGAUUAAUGGGAAACUGGACAAAUUGGAGCAAAAUUUAUGUUAAUAAAUAAUAAAAAUCUCCUCCUAAACAA
Molecule: messenger RNA, 13964 nt
Organism: Bombina bombina (fire-bellied toad)
Lineage: Eukaryota; Metazoa; Chordata; Amphibia; Anura; Bombinatoridae
Product: 1-phosphatidylinositol 4,5-bisphosphate phosphodiesterase gamma-1-like
Biological process (GO): phospholipid catabolic process; positive regulation of epithelial cell migration; phosphatidylinositol-mediated signaling
Molecular function (GO): phosphatidylinositol-4,5-bisphosphate phospholipase C activity; protein binding
Source: RefSeq, a predicted model, not a curated record